GACUAUAAUGAUGAGAUUCGUCAGGAACAACUACAUGAAUUAUCUUACUUAAAUGGCUCAGAGGACUCUGAUCGUGGCAGAGGUGUUAGAGGCAGAGGGAUAAGAAUAGCUCCCACAGCUCCAUCAAGGGGACGUGGGGGAGCCAUUCCUCCUCCCCCACCACCUGGACGAGGCAUUCUCACCCCUCGAGGGACCACUGUGACCCGUGGUGCUCUUCCAGCACCCCCUGUAGCGAGAGACAUUCCUACCCCGCAAGCCCAGGGGUCACCCACCAUGCCAGGAUACAGGGCACCCCCUCUGCCAGCCCACAAGGGGUACGAAGAGUAUUGGACAGAAUAUGCAAUGAGAUGGGCGCAAGAAUUGAAACAAGGAGACUGGCGACAUCCCCAUGGACAAAACAAGGCUCAGAGGGGUGAGAAGAGGUCUAUUCUGAGUCUAUGGAAAUUAUCUAGAAGGAUUUGAUGAUGGGACAGAGGGAGAAUGUGUGCAAACAGAAAGGAGUAAAAGAUAACUUUGUGAAGUUUUGUGAAACGUAGGUUAAACUGACCAACCAGAUAAAAUUGUGGUGUCAUUUGUUGAAUUGACAAGUACAGGGUGGUGGAGGUGGGGGGAAUGGAAAGGUCAUUGGAGAUCUAGUGAAGUGUUUGGCUUUCAGGAAAGUCUGUCGUGUUGCUGGGUGGAACUCACCUGACUUUCAAAACAGAAAGCAGCAUCCCACAGUUUGAAUUCUAACUGUAUCACCAGCUGUGUAAUUUAGAACACUCUGGGUCCUGGAUUUCCUCUUUGUAAAAAUGGGGAUAAUCAUUUCAGGCUCACAAGACUGCACUGUUUAGAAAUAAACAUCUAUAAGCA
Odocoileus virginianus texanus is the source of this 852-nucleotide messenger RNA. Lineage: Eukaryota; Metazoa; Chordata; Mammalia; Artiodactyla; Cervidae. The record is from RefSeq and is a predicted model, not a curated record.